AUGUCUCCGGGAAGGUUGCUCUUAUCUUGCCUGCUUUUCAAGGAGACCCUCGCGCUGUCGGGGAGCUUUUGGCAUAUCACAGAUUUGCACUGGGAUCCAACCUACAGACUCUCGGACAACCCGGAGCUGGUGUGCACGUCCAGCAGUAAAAGACCUGCGUUACGUGCUGGUAAAUUUGGGGACUACGUUUGUGACUCACCAUGGCACCUUAUCAACUCUUCUGUUUACGCCAUGAAGCACAUCCUACCAGAUCCAGACUUCAUUGUAUGGACAGGGGACGACACCCCACACGUACCAAAUGAGGAUCUAGGAGAGGAGGCAGUGAUCAACAUAAUUAGCAACCUUACUAAUAUCAUAACUGAGGUGUUUCCAAGUACUAAGGUGUACUCUGCUCUGGGUAACCAUGACUACCACCCCAAGAACCAGUUUCCUCCAGCUCCAAACUCCAUCUAUAACAGAACAGCAGAAAUGUGGCACGACUGGUUGGAUCCAGAGUCCAAAGAAACGUUUAAAAAAGGUGGAUAUUACACAGAAAAGUUGCUGAACCGAAAUGGUUUUAGGAUGCUGGUCCUCAACACUAAUCUCUACUAUGACCAGAACAAGUUGACUCUGGACACAGAUGACCCAGCGGGUCAGUUUAGCUGGAUGGAUCGGACUCUUACAGAGGCAGCCAACAACAAGGAGAAGGUAUACAUCAUUGGUCAUGUUCCCCCAGGGUUCUUUGAGAAAAAAAGAAGUAAACCAUGGUUUACAUCAAAGUUCAACAAGCAUUAUGUGGAUCUGAUAAAGAAGCAUCAUUCUGUCAUUGUUGGACAAUUCUUUGGCCAUCAUCAUACUGAUAGCUUCCGCAUGUUCUACAACACUGAAGAUUUGCCCAUCGGUACAAUGUUUCUCAGCCCAGGAGUCACACCAUGGGAAACGACUCUUCCUGGAGUUGUGGAUGGAGCCAACAACCCUGGGAUUCGUGUUUUUGAAUACGACACAAAAACACUUCUAGUAAGAGAUGUGGUGACAUAUUACCUGAACCUCACUCAUGCUAAUGCAGUCACAGAGCGCUGGGAGAAAGAGUACCGCCUCACAGAGAGUUUCAGAGUACCAGAUGCCUCUCCGGCCUCCAUGCACCGGGUUCUGGAGCGAAUAGCUACUGAGCGCUGCUACCUGCAGAAGUACUAUGACUUCAACUCUGUCAGCUAUGACCUGACGCACUGCGACAACGACUGCCGUGUUGACCAUGUGUGCGCAGCGAGAGAAAUCGAUUUUGAAAAGUAUGAGCAGUGUGUCAUAAAAGAAGGAGCGGUUUCCAUUAAUGGUGGGCAGCUGCUGGUGGUCCUUUCUGUGGCCGUAAGCAUAGUGGCAGCUGGUUGGUAGAGAACAGCUGAUGUCUAAAAGUUUGCAAAACGUUUAAAAUCUGA
This is a messenger RNA of Nematolebias whitei (Rio pearlfish), 1412 nucleotides long. It is a transcript of the gene smpdl3b, whose product is annotated as sphingomyelin phosphodiesterase acid like 3B. Lineage: Eukaryota; Metazoa; Chordata; Actinopteri; Cyprinodontiformes; Rivulidae. Gene Ontology annotation, molecular function: sphingomyelin phosphodiesterase activity. The record is from RefSeq and is a predicted model, not a curated record. The coding region runs from base 1 to 1368 and encodes 455 amino acids. The transcript is spliced from 8 exons. Gene Ontology annotation, biological process: sphingomyelin catabolic process.